Molecule: messenger RNA, 3462 nt
Organism: Ceratina calcarata
Lineage: Eukaryota; Metazoa; Arthropoda; Insecta; Hymenoptera; Apidae
Gene: hts
Product: adducin 1-like protein hts
Exons: 15
Coding region: 795-2990 (731 amino acids)
Cellular component (GO): plasma membrane; cytoskeleton; postsynaptic density
Molecular function (GO): actin filament binding
Source: RefSeq, a predicted model, not a curated record
AGCAGUGUCGUGCGCAGGAUUCGUGCACCUAUCCAACGAUCCGACCGUGCAAUCAUCAGUUGAAAAGGAAAAAAGCAGGAAUGCAGAUGUGUGGAAGAAGGUAGAGAAGGAGAAGGGCGACAGAGCAAGAAGCAUCAACGACGGCGAGGGCCAGAGCGAUACCGGAACGAUACGUCGAACGAUUGCGAACGAGGUAGGUUUGGAACGGAAUCAGACGCUAAUGAUCGGCAGAAGAUCAAUCGUAUGAGUAGAAAAGCUGCGGAUCAAUGGGAGUGGAACCGAAUGCCGAAUAGAUCGUAAAGUAAACAGGCGCGGUCGAUCGAAGAGUCUGUGGAAUCGGAUCAAGUUGAGAGUGGAUGCAGGCCAGGGAAAGUAAGUGAAAAGAAGACAGCAGCACGUAGCCGUGGUGGAAGCGUGGUGGAGAAGUGCAGAGGUGGAAUACGAGCUGUGGUGUGGUGGUGGUAGUGGUGGUGGUGAAAACAGGAGAGAAUCAGGAGGUAGAGGUGGAGGAGGAGGAGGCUUGCCAGCCAGCCGCCGCGCCGCGCCGGAAGAGCAUCAACGGGGGCGGGGAAGGUGUCCACCGAACGGAACGACCGCUCGGUGAUACGAAUAGCGAGUCCAACGGUUCGUCGAACGGAUACGGAUAUAUAGACUACUAUCGGCGAUAGUUGCCGAUUUUACGCUGGUCCGUAUUCAGCGGCAGGGGAGGAAAGUGCAAGAGAAAUAGGAAGAGAAGGCGCGGGAGGAGGAGGGGGUGGCGGCGGUGGCGGCGGUGGUUGUAAUAAGUCAGCAGGAUGGCGGACACCAGUCAACAGCAACCGUUGUCCGAACCACAUACGAACGGAGCAGUGGACGGUUUGACGGAAGAAGAGAAGAGUAAGAUGCGGCCUGCCGAUAUUGACGCGGAUAUGAGGGAAAUGGAGAGAAGGAAGAGAGUCGAAAUGAUGAUGAACUCUCGACUUUUUCGAGAGGAAUUAGAACGUAUAAUCGAGACGCAAAUGAAAGACGGUGCUGGACCCUCGGGUCUCUUACAGCAAAUAUCCGACAUGAUGGGUGCGCAGGGUGCUCGGUUCAACGCGAAUGUGUUUAAAAAUUCGAAUUGCGUACUGCCCAUUAACGACAUUCGUGGUGUCGAGAGCAUGGGUUACGCAAAAGGAGAGAAAUUGCUGCGCUGCAAGUUGGCAGCGGUGUUCAGACUGCUUGAUCUCUAUGGUUGGACUCAAGGCGUGGGCGGACUAAUUACAGCACGCUUGAAUCAAGACCAAGAACAUUUUUUAGUCAAUCCGUAUGGCUUGUUGUAUCACGAAGUCACUGCCUCGAGCUUGAUCAAAGUCGACAUGCAAGGGCAGGUCGUGGAGCAAGGAACUACUAAUUUUGGAGUUCACGUAGCUGGAUUCCAGUUGCACUCAACGAUUCAUGCUGCACGACCCGAUAUCAAGUGCAUCGUUCACAUUGCCACUCCGUCCGUUACUGCUAUCUCGUCGUUGAAGUGCGGACUGUUGCCAAUUGGACAAGAGAGUAUAGUGAUAGGAGAGGUAAGCACGCAUCAAUACGUAGGCGGAUCUUUCGAACCGGAGGAAAAAGAGAAGAUAGCUAGAAAUCUUGGCCCGAUGAACAAAGUCAUGAUGUUAACGAAUCGCGGUGCUCUCUGUUGCGGAGAAACCAUCGAGGAAGCGUUCUUCAAUGUCUAUAACAUGGUCCUAGCUUGCGAGGCCCAGCUGAAACUAAUGCCUGCCGGUCUGGAUAAUCUAAAUCUCAUCUCCGAGGAAUCUAAGAAAGCUAUAUUCGAGGCUUCUAGAAAACCACCGACGCCUCAGCACGCGGUCGCGAUCCCCGAGAGCACGGCUCUCACUGACAAACUUGAAAAGCGUUGGCGAAUCGGUGGUACCGAGUUCGAGGCGCUUAUGCGAAUGCUCGAUAACGCGGGUUUCCGAACCGGUUACAUAUAUAGGAACCCAUUGGUGAAAGGAGAUCCUCCGCGGCCUCGGAACGACGUCGAGGUGCCUCCAGCGGUCUCGUCUUUAGGAUAUUUACUCGAAGAGGAGGAACUUUAUAAACAGGGACUUUGGAAAGGCGGUCGCAAGGGCACGGACAGAUCACGCUGGUUAAAUUCGCCGAAUGUGUAUCAAAAGGUCGAAAUACUCGAAACAGGAACUCCCGACCCGAAAAAAAUUACUAAGUGGGUGUCAGACGGCUCUCCGACCCAUAGCAGUACACCGGUGAAGAUCGACUGUGCCCUUCAGUUUGUACCGAAAAAUACCAAUCCAAAGGAAUUUAAACAAAUCCAGCAGCAGAUAAAGGAUUACCGUCGAGCAGACAAAAUUUCGGCUGGGCCACAAUCUCAUAUACUGGAAGGAGUUACAUGGGAGGAGGCUAAAAAGAUGCAGGAUGCAACGAUCAGUGGAACGGGAGAACAAGUAGUGUUGGUAGGAGCAGCUAGCAAAGGUAUUAUUCAAAGAGGCUUUCAACAUAACGCGAUGGUUUAUAAGACGCCAUACGCCAAAAAUCCGUUCGACGCUGUUACCGAUCAAGAACUCGAUCAAUAUAAAAAGGAUGUGGAACGCAAACAGAAAGGAGAUAUUUACGACGAAUCGCAGUCAGAAUCGGAAGCACUGUCGUCGUUCAAUGUUAGCCGAGCAACGCACGAAUCGAGCACUGCCAAAAGUCCGAUACAGUCACCGGUGUCGGUGACGUCGGAAACGGAGGAGGAAAGCAGAGACGAACCCCGAGUACUACGAAUAGAAACGAAACAAGUGCCUGCACCGAGUCAACCCGAGGUUGUGUUGAGCGACGGGGAAAAUACAGUAAACGGCGAUCACUCCGAUGCACAUCAUAGUACAUUUUCUCAGAGUAGCAAAGAGGGUUCCGUGUCGCAGGAUGUGAGCGUUAGCGAGGAGUCACCGAAAAAGGAAAAGAAGAAGAAGAAAGGCCUCAGGACACCGUCUUUCCUAAAGAAGAAGAAAGAGAAGAAGAAGCCUGCCGAGGCGUAGGUAGUCCUAACUUUGACACUGCCACGAGCAAAAGCUUAUCGCAAAUAAAAGAACAAUAUUAUCGAACGAAGAUUCUAACGCGAGACAGAAGAGUCGGAGAUCGCAAAGCGAAUUAAAAAGUACAUAUACCGAAGACGAAUGAUAAAAAAUGAAUGAUGUAAGGAAGAGAAGAGGAAAAAAUAAGGAACAUAGGAAAUAGGAAUUAUAUAGAGGAUAGAAGGCAAAAAUUAAGAAAAAUUGAAAUAACCGUGCAACAAUCACAGCAUCUUUCCAGGACUCAAGACUGCCAUCGCAUUACGUCUACGAUAAGAAACUAUAUUGUACUGUUAAUGUUUUUACGUUUUUAAUUUGUUAAAGCGUCGCGCUGAACUAUUUAAUCCGCUAUUUAAUUUUGCCUCCCCAGCCCCAUUUGUGUAAUGCAAUAAAAACAAGAGAAAAGAAACGAAGCUAAGUGAUAAGAAACAACUGAAAA